Molecule: messenger RNA, 1032 nt
Organism: Lepus europaeus (European hare)
Lineage: Eukaryota; Metazoa; Chordata; Mammalia; Lagomorpha; Leporidae
Product: axin interactor, dorsalization-associated protein-like
Biological process (GO): determination of ventral identity
Cellular component (GO): membrane
Molecular function (GO): phosphatidylinositol binding
Source: RefSeq, a predicted model, not a curated record
AUGUCAGAGGUGACCCAGAGUCUGCUGCAGCACUGGGGCACCAGUUUUAGGAGAGGCGGCGACUUCGACUCUUGGGGCCAGCUGCUGGAGGUGACAGAUGAGUAUCAGACGUUAGCAAGACAUCUACAAAAAGAAGCCCAAGCUCCACACAAUAAUUUCGAAUUUACUGAAGAACCAAAGAAAACCAUAGGCAAAAUUGCAACAUGCUUCGAAUUGAAAAGUGCAGCUUUACAGUCCACACAGUCCCAAGAAGAAUUUAAACUGGAGGCCCUGAAGAAGCUAGAACCGAUCCUAAAGAAUAUUCUUACGUAUAAUAAAGAGUUCCCGUUUGAUGUUCAGCCUGUUGCAUUAAGAAGAAUUUUAGCACCUGGUAAAGACGAGAGUUUGGAAUUUGAAGAAGAUGAAGAAGAGGGUGGUGCUGGAGCAGGGUACCCUGAUUCUUCUCCUGCCAGAGUCCCUGGUACCUUGUUACCGAGGUUGCCCUCAGAGCCAGGAAUGACAUUACCCACAAUCAGAAUUGAGAAGAGUGGUCUGAAAGAUGCUGGGCGGUGCAUCGACCCCUAUAUUACAGUUAGUGUAAAAGAUCCGAAUGAUCCGAAUGGCAUAGAGUUAGCUCCUGUGCAGUAUAAUCUCGUGGCUUCACGAAAAGAUACAUAUGUUCACUUUAAUGUGGACAUUGAGCUCCAGAAGCAUGUUGAAAAAUUAACCAAAGGUGCAGCUGUCUUUGAAUUCAAACACUGCAAGCCUAAAAAAUGGUUUACCAGCACCAAGUGUUUUGCUUUCAUGGAUAUGGAUGAAAUUAAGCCUGGGCCAAUUGUAAUAGAGCUAUACAAGAAAUCCACUGACUUUAAAAGAAAGAAAUUGCAAUUCUUGACCAAGGAACCACUUUAUCUUCAUCCAUAUCAAACUUUGCACAAGGAAUGAUCCUGACAUGAAUAACCUGGAACUUCUGUGAAUUUUGCCACUUGUUAGAAACCAUCACAGCUCUGUGUAGCAUAUUCACCCAUCAGAAGGCAGAAAGCAAGCUGUACU